AGGGAUAGAGGAUAACAGUGGGUUGCUAGAAGGACCGUUUAUCCCCAUUUAAUCAUGUGAGGGAUUGAAGAGGGCUUUUUUAUCAACAUGAGGUCGGAUUUUCUGGGGAGACAGUUGAUAUUGAGGCGCCGUGCAGGCUGCUGACGGGCAGGAAUGCACAGAGGAGGUCAUUUUCCCGGACUGGGGUAGAGGUGGGAGGCAACGGCCCCCGCAGAGCUGCGAGACCAGCUAGCUUAAAACAAGCAUGACUUCCGGAUAAGAUUUUCAAAAUUAAAAAAAAACACAGACCGGGAGUUGUUUUGUUAAACAUUCCGAGACCUUUACUCGUGCACCUGAAACCCCUCAGAUGAAGAAGUGACGGACUUACCUGAAUGCUGUAACGCUGCUAGUGCUAGCUCUUAAUAAACGCAAGAUUGACACACGUACUGCUUUUACUUAGAAGUCGAUUUUGCUCUAUUUCCGGCUUAACGGCUGUCGGCGACUUGUAGCUUGACACAUACAAGAAGGGGUGAAGUUACAAAGCCUUGAACCAAAACAAGACUUUACAGCCUGUAGUGGACAACGAAGCCUUGUUAUGAAUGGGACCUACCUCCUCUCACUGUGCGUUUUUCGAUUCAAAUGCCUUUUAAACCGGAGGGUCCGUCGUUUAUCUGAAACCGGAGCCUCGGUGGAAAAUACGGCACGGUUGGAUUAAUAACGGUUGGAAUAUUUCAGCGGAUGCACUCAAACGAAAAAAAAACCCCUGAUAACGAGAUGAACUUGUGCCUGUGAUACUCACAUGUUUACCCUUGAAAAUCAACAUGUACUGUUUAACACUGACAACUAAGGAGAGGCUCUUGUAGCUGGAGGAGGAUUGCCUACCUUUACACUUUCUCCUCCUCCUCCUCCUCCCUCUGGCCCUCCUGGGAUCAAUGACUGGACCCAACUCCCCGAGCCGGGCCGGCACCUCCCCGGCUAAGCUGAGCAGGCACGGCCGGUCCAAGAGCACCAGCUCACACUGCCUCCUCCGCUGCAGCACCCAGGAGGAGUCCUCCGCCUCUCCUCCUAACAACAGCUCCCGGUCGCCCGGGGAGGAAGAGGAGAAGGAUGGAGGUGUGCUCUUCUACGUUAACCGCACCGGUUUUCCCAUCGAGAGCGUCACCUGGGAGAGGAUGUGGUCCCAUGUGGCCGUUGUGCACCCUGAGGGCCAGGAAAUGGUGGACAGGAUACGAAAUGCUGCAUACCUUCCCAAGCAUCCCGUUCCCUCCGUCCCGACCUUCAAACCGUCCAUGUCGGUCCCAGACUGGCUGGUGGCCAUCCAGAACUACAUGAAGGCUCUGCAAUACAACCACACAGGAACCCAGUUCUUUGAGAUCAAGAAGAGCCGUCCGCUGUGUGGGUUAAUGGAGACGGCGAGAGAAAUGAUCAGGGAGUCUUUGCCAAUCAAAUGUCUGGAAGCCGUCAUCUUGGGAAUCUAUCUGACCAAUGGGUUGACAUCUCUCGAGCGUUUCCCCAUCAGCUUUAAGACCCAGUUUUCGGGCCACUGCUUCCACCACGUCGUGCUGGGCGUAUACUGCAACGGCCGCUACGGUUCGCUCGGCAUGAGCCGCCGCCAGGACCUGAUGGACAAACCGCUGACUCACCGCACGCUGGGAGAACUGGUGGCAGAGUUUGAGAACUCCUACAAGAGAUACCAGCACACCCUGAAGAAGGUGAAGAUCGGCCUGUACGUGCCUCACGACCCCCACAUCUUCCAGCCAAUCGAGUGGAAGCAUUUGGUGCUGAAUGCGGCCAGACUGGGAGCUCAGGAGAUGAGGAAGGAGCUGGAGAAACAUGGCCGGGACAUGAGGAUGAAGAUCCUGAAAUCGUCCAGCGCCCAGUCACCAAUCAAGGAACGGAGCCGGGGGAAAUCCUUAUCACCACGCCGACGUCAGAGCAGCCCCCAGCGACGCUUCACGCAGCGCAGAGACAAAUCGCCGGCCUCGGUGGAGAGGAAACCUCCAGAGCUCAGCACUCUCAACGACGGCUACCAGAUCCGCAUCUGACGGGCCACCUCCUUCACCUCACAGUCCUCCCGAAUCCGUCCGGACCUCUCAGCCUUCCUGAAACAAAGAGUCUACCAGCCACCAGCGUUACUGGAAGAGGAGUCACUGCAGCUACUGUUAGCUGUUUGGAUUAGACGAAGACAAAGGUGGACGAUGAACACACACGUUAAUAUGUUACAAGAGCUUCACGGUGGACACUGUUUACCCGUUUAGUAGCAAUGAAUCCUCGACAACCACCUCGACCCCGACAGCCGCCACGCACAGUCACACACUUCAGUCAUGUAGCUGAAACACUUUCCCUCUGAAGAAAGACGAGCGCAUUUCUACAUUUCUAACAUUUAAAUCAACCAGUAGUGAGAAACUGAACACUGAGAGCCGUCGUGUCCUGACAACAGACGCAACCAAGUAUUUCUCUGACCGCUAGGUGACAAAGUGUCAAGAAGGGCUUGAACAGGUUAGCAUUUGUCAAUAAAAAUAGAUUGAUUUAUUCUUCAGUGAAAAGGACAAGUCGCCAUGUGGGAACAAAACAAAACCAGAUGAAUUUCUUUGUGGUUUAGGCAUGUUUUUAUGUAAAAUUAUUAUCAUGAAGCCACUUUUAUAGCACAGUUUUAGGGUUCAGAAUGAAGGCAGUCAGUGUUUUUUACAGCAGGUGUAGUUGUCUUCUCGACUACUGCAGCACUUCGGCUUCAUCUUAAAGAGAAAUAAACAAUCUGGAGGAACGUUCUGAUAAUCGGUCCGUUAAUAGAGCAUAUCACAACUGUUCAAAGUCAUAUUUUAGUUCCGCUUUUCCAAAACCCUCCUGAACCACCGGAGCGGUUUCAAUAAGACGACUACGUAGACUUCCGUAUGCAGGUUGUAUUGAUCAGAGAGAGAGAGGACGAGUUUAGAAUAAGGAGAGGGACGUUCGAUAAGGUAUGCAGCGAAAUCAAAGACGCAGAGUCGAUAGAGAGGAAAAGAGAGGAAGAAGAAGAAGAAGAGGAGGAGGAGGAGAGAUGAAGAGAGAGGUUUCACUGCAGAAGAUCAGAGAAUGAUCAUUAGAGCACUGCGGCAAACCUCCCCUCUCUCUCUCUCUCUCUCUCUCUCUCUCCCUCUGCUCCUCUUCUUUUGCCCUCUGUUGACACAUAACCGGAGCUCAGUUUCCAUCCGAGCUUCCUGAACGUCAGAACAAAACUCCACCAGCAGAGAAAUGGAAAGACUGUCUCAAUAACUGAGCACCAAUGGUCACAAUAUUUUAUAUGUUUUUUAUAUGAAGACAAAAAUCUCACAACUGAACCAUGAAUUCGGCAGAUCAUUUGAACUUUACAUGAUUAUUUAUUAAACAACAUGAUUUCUAUGGUUAUUUAUUGUGUCAUUGGAAGGGAAAAGGUUCCUCUACUGUAGGAUAUUAAUGUUGUUGAUUCCUCAACCUACAAUCUGAGGUUUCAGCAGUUGAUUAAAGGGAUGUGAGAUGUGACCUUUUUCUUACUGAAUACAUUAAACUCUUCAAGCCAAAUCAGCUCAUGUACUCAAUGAGCCCAAAACCUGUGAUGAGAAGUCAACAUGGCUUCAUUUUAAAGGGCAACCACUGAUCAGGACCAGUGAUUUUUGUGUUUUUGGCCUGAAGAGUUAAAAGUAUCCAGUAUUACGCAAGAAAAAACAUCCUUCAACUAACUGUUAAUCUAAAACUACUGGAGAAAAGUCAGAAGACUCAACGUUAAUCAGCUGGUGACCCCUCAGAGACACUAGACAGUAACUGUAGUAAAAAGAUACAUCAGCUAAGACUGAAACAUGAAAGAUAAAGAAUCAGCUACAAAUCUGAUGAAUGUUGAGAUAAACUGACAACACUGAGGACUAAACCUCCUCAGCUUUAGAGAGUUUUAUCCUGAAUCAAUCUCCAGUAUUUCCACAGAAAGCUAGCUGGAGUUUUGUAUUAGUUGAUGGAGAUCAGCUGUAGCCCGCCCGUGUGUUCACACAGUAAACCAACAUACCGUCAGCCAGCUGCCGCCAUCACAGCUGCUGCUGCUGCAACAGCUGGAAAAAUAAAACGAUUCCACGAGCGACUCGUCCGAGUUCAGCUGCAGCCAGUUCGACCGCUCGGACAGAGAGUGAGAGCAGAUGUUGCAACAAAAGCCUCGUUCAAGGCUGAUUGAUACGACGGAGAGACGACACGCUGUCAGAGGACGUCGGGUCAGGACCCUUCAAGGGCUUGUUGAUUCAUUUUUGGCGACGAAAAUGACGAAUGGUGAAAUCAUUUUCUAAUAAAGAGAUUAAUCAGUCAAACGGGCUCCGCUUUGACAACCUGAAACAUCAAAAACUUCAAUGUAGUUUUUCAAUCAGUGAAUCAUAUUUUGAGUUCUUUGUGUGUGUCAGGAAACCACGUCAGCGCUCGACGAAGCGUCUUCUCGCUCCGUGAAGCUUCAGUAACAAGUGGCCUACAAGAGUCCGUUCAGUACUGUAUGCACUGUUUCACGCCCGUAAUACGCGCGUGACGUAUCAUAAGGAUUAUCCAGAAAUCUAAUCCAGUUUGAAUAUUUGUGAUUGUUUUUUUUUUUUGGAUUCUCCUGUUGAGGCCUUCGAUGAAUCACAGCUUGAAAUCUCACAUCACACACGUGUGUCCAGUAAUGAUACAAACAGGAGAAUAUGACAUAUCAAAGCCAGAGAUAAUUCCAAACACAGAUUACGGACAUGUAUUUUUUAGACAUACUGUACUUAGAAACAGUAUAUAUGCAUGUACAUCCAGACAUAUCUACAUGUUUAUCACAUCCAUAGAACCUCCAUGUAUUGUACAGUUUAAGCCUUCAGACUGAGAACUAUGCAAGUCAGUUUUCCUCAAGAGGUUUGUGAGUCGUCCUCUGCUGUCCAGCUGUAACUACAGUAGGGGUUACAUACCUCGCUAAAGGGCAAAUAUGGCUUUUUCAUCCAGAAGUCCAUGUUUUAAACCAACAUUUUUCAAGCCUCAUUGUCUAGAAGUUGGAUUAAUUAAAGCCUUUAGGAUACUUGAAAACAUGACAAUGAACUUCUAUAGUUUUCAUCUGAAGGAUUAACUUGAAGAAAAGUAUUUGUUUUCCAAAACUAAGAUCACUUUUGUUUCAUUUAAGAUGCAUCAGGCAACUUUUUUUUGACACUGAGAGGGAGACCAGUAAACUCCCGUCAUAGUGCUGGUGUCUGUGCUUGAACAGUGUUUAAAAGGUACCCUGUGAAGUUUUUGACCACUAGAGGCGACAUAGAGCAAUGUUUUUAAGAGUUACGCACCAACAAAGAAGACUGCUAGCAAGCAAAAAUGGAUGUAAACGAUGUAGAUUUCCUUCAAAA
Messenger RNA from Thunnus maccoyii (southern bluefin tuna), 5315 nucleotides. It is a transcript of the gene vash2, whose product is annotated as vasohibin 2. Gene Ontology annotation, cellular component: cytoplasm. The coding region runs from base 912 to 2024 and encodes 370 amino acids. The transcript has 9 exons. Gene Ontology annotation, biological process: regulation of angiogenesis. Lineage: Eukaryota; Metazoa; Chordata; Actinopteri; Scombriformes; Scombridae. The record is from RefSeq and is a predicted model, not a curated record.